Molecule: messenger RNA, 450 nt
Organism: Cajanus cajan (pigeon pea)
Lineage: Eukaryota; Viridiplantae; Streptophyta; Magnoliopsida; Fabales; Fabaceae
Source: RefSeq, a predicted model, not a curated record
AUGCAGGCUUUGCUCAAGAAGUAUGGGGUAGUGCUUAGAAUUUCUACACCCUACCACCCCCAAACUAAUGGGCAAGCUGAAAUUUCAAACAGGGAGAUCAAGAGAAUCUUAGAGAAGAUUGUCCAGCCCAACAGAAAAGAUUGGAGUAACAGAUUGGAUGAUGCUCUUUGGGCGCAUAGGACUGCCUACAAAGCACCCACAUGGAUGUCUCCUUAUCGGGUUGUCUUUGGCAAGGCAUGUCAUUUACCUAUUGAGAUUGAGCAUCGGGCUUACUGGGCUGUGAAGACCUGCAACUUCUCCAUUGAUCAGGCUGGUGAGGAAAGGAGGUUGCAACUAAAUGAGCUUGAUGAGAUCCGCUUGGAAGCCUACGAGAAUUCAAAAUUCUACAAGGAGAAAACCAAGAAGUUCCAUGACAGCUUGAUAGCUAGGAAGGACUUCGUGGUUGGCUAG